Molecule: messenger RNA, 3566 nt
Organism: Frankliniella occidentalis (western flower thrips)
Lineage: Eukaryota; Metazoa; Arthropoda; Insecta; Thysanoptera; Thripidae
Exons: 10
Coding region: 208-2151 (647 amino acids)
Source: RefSeq, a predicted model, not a curated record
UCGGGUACCGGUACCUGCAUUGUAGCACCGGGCUGGGCGCGGCUGGCUCUACACCGCGUGUGGGUGUCCGCGUGUGCGUGUCUGGUGCUUGUGAUUGUGUAGUGCGCAGUGCGAGUGUUUGCGUGUGUGUGCGUGUGUGGCGCGUGCGUGUAAAGUGCAAAAGAAAAGGGGACUUUACGACUUUUGGUACCAGCAAGAAACUCAAAGAUGGGGCAUUCGCUGAGGUUACAUCUAUACACGUGGUGCUUAAUACAGGCGGUGCUGUGCCAGACUGACUACACGACCGAGGUGUCGGCGACCGAGCUUUACACGGCUUUCGGCACGGCCGUGGACGGCGCCGUGACGGAGGACGCUGCCAACGCGCUGUACACCGGCAGCGCGAGCGGCUCGGACGGCACGGCCACCGGCGGCACGGGCACCGCGGGCACCGCGGCCGCGGGCACAGGCCUGGGCUCGGGCGGCGGCGGCACGGCCAGCGGCGAGCUGGCCAACGACACGCUGCUGCUGGCCAACGAGACGGCGCACGGCGAGCUGCUGGCGCACGAGGCCAGCGAGCAGAGCUCGGUGGUGUUCGUCGCCGACCCUGAGGGCUACGUUCCCAUCCAGCCCGUGCAGCCCGCGCGGCCGACGCGGCCGGCCAAGAAGACGGUGUCCUCCACGUCGUCCACGUCGUCCACGGCCUCCACGCCGUUGUCCUCGGCGGCGCCGCCCCCGGGCCGCCUGCAAGCCGCCGCCUCCGACAGCCCCGAGUACCGCGCGCCGCUGGAGACCUGGGACCGCGACUACCGCCGCCUGCGUUCCAACAACACCCGAGUGCAACAUAUUGAGGCCGAGUGUCAGGACGACUACAUGAAGAUCCGCAUCGGUUUCAAUGGCUCGUUCGGAGGGCUUCUCUACUCGUCGGGCUACGCCUACGACCCCGAGUGCGUCUACAUCAACGGCACCGGCCGCGACUACUACGAGUUCUACAUCCAGCUCAAUCGGUGCGGCACGCUGGGCAAAAACUCCCUGGGCGAGGACAGCAGAAAGAACCCCACGAAAAACUUCAUGUGGAACACGGUGACCGUGCAGUACAACCCCAUGAUCGAGGAGGAGUGGGACGAGCACUUCAAAGUGACGUGCGAGUACGGUUACGACUUCUGGAAGACCGUCACCUUCCCCUUCCUGGACGUGGAGGUGGCCACGGGCAACCCGGUGGUGUUCACGCUCUCGCCGCCCGAGUGCUACAUGGAGAUCCGCUACGGCUACGGGACCGGCGGCACCCGCGUCACCGGACCCGUGCGCGUCGGCGACCCCCUCACCCUCAUCAUUUACAUGAGGAGCAAGUACGAUGGCUUCGACAUCGUGGUCAACGACUGCUGGGCGCACAACGGCGGCAACAAGAGGAUCCAGCUCAUCGACCAGUACGGGUGUCCCGUGGACGACAAGCUCAUCUCCCGCUUCAGGGGCACGUGGAGCGAGCAGGGCGCCUUCGAGACGCAGGUGUUCGCCUACAUGAAGACCUUCCGCUUCACCGGCUCGCCCGCCCUCUACAUCGAGUGCGACGUCCGGAUGUGCCACGGCCGCUGCCCGAGUCAACCUUGUCACUGGAGGAACGCGAAAUCGGUGUCGAAGCGAUCCGUGGGCGCGCCGCUGGGCCUGACGGGCCCGCUGGGCUCGUCCCUCGGACAGGUCGGCGCGCAGCUCGGCGGACAGGGCGACGGACAGGCGGGACAGCCCACGCAGGCGCCCGCGCUGUCCGAGAACGUCAACCUCUUCCAGAGCCUGCGCGUGCUGCAGGAGGGAGAGUCGCUGGACGGAGUCACCUCGGCCAACAGCACGCUGUCGGACCAGCUCAACUCGGUGUGCCUCAAGUCGGGCUCGUUCCAAACGCUGCUGGGGCUGGGCUGCUCGCUGCUCUGCCUGCUGGCCUCCACCGUGCUCGUGCUCUGCUGCCGGGUGCGCCGGCUCUCGGCCACCGGCCGGAGCAAGGCGGACCGGCUGGCCAGCCUCGGCUCCGGGCUCGGCGCCGGCCUCGGCCCCAUCGCCGGCGUGGUGGGCCUCGGUGGGCUGGGCGGCCUCGGCUCCGGCCUCGGCCCCGGGCUCGGCCCGCUGGGGGAGCCGCGCUUCGACCACGGCACCUUCAUGACGCACAAGGGACGGAUCAACUGACGGCCGGAAGGGACGUCCGCCCCGCCGCGGCCGGCCUCGGCCCGCGCCUCCGACCCCGCCGCCCCCGCCGUCGCCCCAGGACCUCGGCACCAGGACGGGCAAGGACGGCCGCCCGGCUCGCGAGAUGAGUAGCUGCAUGUCAAAAUGUGUGUGUUGACUCUUGACGCUCGCCCUCACAAGCUGGGCCUCCAUAAACCAAGUUGGGCGUUCAAGUUUGUGAUUUCCGAAUGAGACUGUAAUUAUUAAUUUUGUUUUCAUACUCUUACGUUUGGUGCGGCCAGCGGACCCCAAGGGACCUGUGUGUCUCGAUUUUAUCUUAUUUUAUUUUUUUGUGUUGCCGCAUGACCUCUGUUUGUUGACAUUAACUUUGAAAAAGACAAACUACAAUUGUUUUUUUCUCGCGUCAAGUGUGGGGUGGAUGCUCUGAAAUCCUCUGGGUGUUGAGGAAAAGGAAACACGGUGUACAAAACGCCAACUGCCGUUCCGUACCGUCCGUGGGCCCAACCGGCGCCUCGGUGGGCCGCGGGCCGGGCCUUCCCUUUGGACACUGAACCCGUCGCUCGCUCGGUGUUCGGCCGCUGCGGUGCAAAUUACCCCGCUGUCCGCAACUGCCCUCGUCCCCCCCCCCCUCUCCUUCAACUGCGCCUCGCUACCCCGUAACUGAGACCAUUGACUGUCCUGGAUGGGUCCGAUGAGGCUCCCGUAUCAUUGUUUGAAGCCACGGCACUGGUUCGCUGGAUCGUCCUCUCCUUACCGCUCCCUCCUCGCUCCCUCUCCCUCCCUCACUCUCUGCCUCUCUAUCUCUCUCGCUCGAUCCUGCUCUCGGCAUUCGUCGUCACUCUCUGUCCUUCUUGCUCCCCGUGGCUGCCUGCGCUUUUUCCCCGCCCACCAUUAUAUCGGUACCCCCGCUUUUUAGCAAUCCGUGCUCGGGCGGCCCGCAGGGCGACCCGCGGGGCCGCGGAGCGGAUUGUGCAUCCGGUAGCUUAGGAUCGGUAGUCCUCGGUGACAUACUCAAUACCACUGCUGUAGAAUAGCACGGCACGGAAACAACAGUGUUUGAUAUAGUUUGAUUAUUUUAUUUCAAUUAAUUUUUGCAUAUCCUGCAAUUUUUCUAAAAUACAUUUGACAAAAGUGUGACUACAUCCACGCAGGACAAUGAUAUUAUCAACAACGCCCGAUCACUCUAUUGAUACAACUUUUCACUUUGCCCUUCAAGAUUUGUAUUUCGUACUGCUUAUGUUUACCUAGAGAACUGAACGGAGCGCGACGACAAACCGCAGACGAUUUUUUUUUUAUUCAGUCUUUCGCCCGCUGUCCCCUUUUUUUUCGCAGACUGGGAAUUCGGGCGACAGUUCGCUUUUUUGGUAGUGUGUGAUCUUCAUCCUCCUCGCCGCACGACCAAUGCCCUUUUUUAC